This is a messenger RNA of Pecten maximus, 816 nucleotides long. RefSeq lists its product as uncharacterized. The coding region runs from base 235 to 816 and encodes 193 amino acids. The record is from RefSeq and is a predicted model, not a curated record. Lineage: Eukaryota; Metazoa; Mollusca; Bivalvia; Pectinida; Pectinidae. The transcript has 3 exons.
CAUGCGGGUAAGACUUCCCGAAGAUCUAAAAGGGGGGCGCAUUUUAAAGUUGACACUUCCCGAGUUGAUUUAACAGAGGAUCACUCCUACGUUUUAGUGAAUGAGGCCCCAAUUAAUAUUGUUGCAGACAAUCUCGACAUAGGUGCGGAGUACGAAAUUGGGCCUAAUGAUAAUAUUGACCCAACGUGGAAGAUUGGUAGGCGGGUUGUUGAGUUAGAGCUGCUGGCUCAAAACAUGUUCUGCGAUGUAUACAAUUCGCCCCUCCAUCUCUCCAACACACUGUGGGAGCGCAGACUUGGACUUGGAAGCACGCUCCAUAUUCAGUGCACCAACGCGGUGUGUGAUGCUGUAUGCCAAGUGGACACUGGAAAACGGGGAUCAUCAGGGGCGUUUGAUGUAAAUUCCAAGGCUGCUAUAGGUAUGGUUCAUGCUGGAAUUGGCCCAUCACAGGUUAAUAAUUUUCUGGUGGAGUGCAACAUACCCCCCAUUGCUACAUCCACUCUUAAAAGAAAAGAGUCACUGAUUGGAAAGACUUUGGUGGAAGCUGCAUCAACAUCAUGCAGAGAUGCUCAAACUGAAGAAAAAGAAUUGAGUUCAGAAAAGGUAAUUUUAUUGGACAUGUUUUCUUUAUCUCCUUUUGCAUUACAUAUUUUGUCAUAUAUGUCACAAAUGGUAAGUUCAAAAUGUACAUUUGUAACCAAAUUUUCAGCAAUUAACAUAAACAACUCUCCGAUCGAGGAUUCCAGCUUGAUGUGUUUCAUGCAGAUAACGACUCCACAACAACUGCAAGAAUGCUUUUGGACUUCCCAAAAUUAG